Antechinus flavipes (yellow-footed antechinus) is the source of this 9142-nucleotide messenger RNA. It is a transcript of the gene DOLPP1, whose product is annotated as dolichyldiphosphatase 1. Gene Ontology annotation, biological process: lipid biosynthetic process; protein N-linked glycosylation. NCBI's taxonomy places the organism in Eukaryota, Metazoa, Chordata, Mammalia, Dasyuromorphia, Dasyuridae. The coding region runs from base 6677 to 7393 and encodes 238 amino acids. The transcript is spliced from 8 exons. Gene Ontology annotation, molecular function: dolichyldiphosphatase activity. The record is from RefSeq and is a predicted model, not a curated record. Gene Ontology annotation, cellular component: endoplasmic reticulum membrane; intracellular membrane-bounded organelle.
CCUACCAUCUAGGGGAGGGGGUAAAGGGAGGGAAGGGAAAAAUCUGAACAGAAGUGAAUGCAAGAAAUAAUGUUGUAAAAAAUUAUACUUUGAAAAUAGGUAAUUCAAGCUCUACUUCAGAAAAUUGAUUAUUCAUGCUCCUAUACUCUUGCCAAAGAGAUAAUAGAGGGGGAAAAUGUGCACAUCUGUGAGAUGUGCAUUUUAAACAUGACCAAUGUAUGAAUUCAUUUUUGCAUUAUUGCAUGUAUCUGUUACCAAAAAAGGGCUUCUAUUUAUUUUGCGGAGGGUAGUUAAGUGGGGGAGUAAAGGAGUAGUGAUAAUAUUUAGAAAAGGAAAAAAAUGUCAGUGAAAUACUAAAAUAUACAAUACAGAGAAGCAAGUAUAGUAGUGUUGAAAAAAUUGUUUUAAAUUUAAUAUAUACUUCAAAAGAAUCUGCCCAGAGCAAUUUUUAUUUGUCUAACAGUGAAAAUGACCAAAUCUGUUGAUUUGUCAAAUUCAAAAUAAAUUUUUUAAAUUAAAAAAAAGGGUAAUUUUUCAACAUUUCCCAGUGUUCUUUUUCUGGAUGUAUCUGGUUCUGUUCAUUACAGAUCAAUUGGAACUGGUUUGAAUCUUCUCAUUGUUGAAGAGAGCCAUGUCCAUCAGAAUUGAUCAUCAUAUAGUCUUGUUGUUGCCAUAUAUAAUGAUCUCCUGGUUCUGCUCCUUUCACUCAGCAUCAAUGCAUGUAAGUCUCUCCAGGCCUCCCUGACAUCAUCCUGCUCGUUGUUUCUUACAGAACAAUAAUAUUCCAUAAGAUUCAUAUACCACAAUUUACUCAGCCACUUUCUAAUUGAUGGGCAUCCAUUCAUUUUCCAGUUUCUGGCCACUACAAAAAGGGCUGCCAAAAACAUUUUUGCACAUACGGGUCUCUUUCCUUCCUUUAAGAUCUCUUUGGGCUAUAAGCCCAAUAAUAACACUGCUGGAUCAAAGGGUAUGCACAGUUUGAUAACUUUUUGAGCAUAAUUCCAAAUUGAUCUUCAGAAUGGUUGGAUUCGUUCACAACUCCACCAACAAUGUAUCUGUUAUCAAUGUCCCAGUUUUCCUACAUCUCCAACAUUUGUCAUCAUCUUUUCCUGUCAUCUUAGCCAAUCUGAGAAGUGUGUAGUGGUAUCUCAGAGUUGUCUUAACUUGAAUUUUUCAGAGUUGUUUUAAUUUACAUUUCUAUAAUCAGUAGUGAUUUAAAGCAUUUUUUCUUUUUUCUUUUUUUAAAUAAUUUAUUUAUUUAAUAACUUUUUAUUGACAGAACCCAUGCCAGGGUAAUUUUUUUUUAUGCAUGUAAUUGAUGUUAGCUUUUCUUUCUUUUUUUUUUUUAAAUAACUUUUUAUUGAUAGAACUCAUGCCAGGGUAAUUUUUUACAACAUUAUCCCUUGCAUUCACUUCUGUUCCAAUUUUUCCCCUCCCUCCCUCCACCCCCUCCCCCAGAUGGCAAGCAAUCCUUUACAUGUUGAAUAGGUUACAGUAUAUCCUGGAUACAAUAUACGUGUGCAGAACCGAACAGUUUUCUUGUUGCAGAGGGAGAAUUGCAUUCAGAAGGUAUAAAUAAUCCGGGAAGAAAAACAAAAAUGCAAGCAGUUUAUAUUCAUCUCCCCGUGUUCUUUCUUUGGGUGUAGCUGCUUCUGCCCAUCUUUGAUCAAUUGAAACUGAAUUAGCUCUCUUUAUCGAAGAGAUCCACUUCCAUCAGAAUACAUCCUCAAACAGUAUCAUAGUUGAGGUAUGUAAUGAUCUCCUGGUUCUGCUCAUUUCACUUAGCAUCAGUUCAUGUAAGUCUCGCCAAUCCUCUCUGUAUUCAUCCUGCUGGUCAUUUCUUACAGAACAAUAAUAUUCCAUAACGUUCAUAUACCACAAUUUACCCAGCCAUUCUCCAAUUGAUGGGCAUCCAUUCAUUUUCCAGCUUCUAGCCACUACAAACAGGGCUGCCAUAAACAUUUUGGCACAUACAGGUCCCAGGGUAAUUUUUUACAGCAUUAUCCCUUGCACUCACUUCUGUUCCGAUUUUUCCCCUCCCUCCCUCCACCCCCUCCCCCAGAUGGCAAGCAGUUCUUUACAUGUUAAAUAGGUUACAGUAUAUCCUAGAUACAAUAUAUGUGUGCAGAACCAAACCCUGUUGCACAGAGAGAAUUGGAUUCAGAAGGUAUAAAUAACCCGGGAAGAAUAACAAAAAUGCAAGCAGUUUAUAUUCAUUUCCCAGUGUUCUUUCUUUGACUUUAGCUGCUUCUGUCCAUCCUUGAUCAAUUGAAACUGAAUUAGCUCUCUUUAUCGAAGAGAUCCACUUCCAUCAGAAUACAUCCUCAAACAGUAUCGUUGUUGAGGUAUAUAAUGAUCUCCUGGUUCUGCUCAUUUCACUCAUCAUCGGUUCAUGUAAGUCUCUCCAAGCCUCUCUGUAGUCAUCCUGCUGGUCAUUUCUUACAGAACAAUAAUAUUUCAUAACAUUCAUGUACCACAAUUUAUUCAGCUAUUCUCCAAUUGAUGGGCAUCCAUUCAUUUUCCAGCUUCUAGCCACUACAAACAGGGCUGCCAUAAACAUUUUGGCACAUACAGGUCCCAGGGUAAUUUUUUACAGCAUUAUCCCUUGCACUCACUUCUGUUCCGAUUUUUCCCCUCCCUCCCUCCACCCCCUCCCCCAGAUGGCAAGCAGUUCUUUACAUGUUAAAUAGGUUACAGUAUAUCCUAGAUACAAUAUAUGUGUGCAGAACCAAACCCUGUUGCACAGAGAGAAUUGGAUUCAGAAGGUAUAAAUAACCCGGGAAGAAUAACAAAAAUGCAAGCAGUUUAUAUUCAUUUCCCAGUGUUCUUUCUUUGACUAUAGCUGCUUCUGUCCAUCUUGAUCAAUUGAAACUGAAUUAGCUCUCUUUAUCGAAGAGAUCCACUUCCAUCAGAAUACAUCCUCAAACAGUAUCGUUGUUGAGGUAUAUAAUGAUCUCCUGGUUCUGCUCAUUUCACUCAGCAUCGGUUCAUGUAAGUCUCUCCAAGCCUCUCUGUAGUCAUCCUGCUGGUCAUUUCUUACAGAACAAUAAUAUUUCAUAACAUUCAUGUACCACAAUUUAUUCAGCUAUUCUCCAAUUGAUGGGCAUCCAUUCAUUUUCCAGCUUCUAGCCACUACAAACAGGGCUACCACAAACAUUUUGGCACAUACAGGUCCCUUUCCCUUCUUUAGUAUCUCUUUGGGGUAUAAACCCAGUAGAAACACUGCUGGAUCAAAGGGUAUGCACAGUUUGAUAACUUUUUGAGCAUAGUUCCAAAUUUUCUCCAGAAUGGCUGGAUGUGUUCACAAUUCCACCAACAAUGUAUCAGUGUCUCUGUUUUCCCACAUCCCCUCCAAUAUUCCGCAUUAUCUUUCUCUGUCAUUCUAGCCAAUCUGACAGGUGUGUAGUGGUAUCUCAGAGUUGUCUUAAUCUGCAUUUCUCUGAUUAAUAAUGAUUUGGAGCAUAUUUUCAUAUGGCUAUAAAUAGUUUUAAUUUCUUCAUCUGAGAAUUGUCUGUUCAUAUCCUUUGACCACUUAUCAAUUGGUAAAUAACUUUUUAUUGACAGAACCCAUGCCAGGGUAAUUUUUUACAACAUUAUCCCUUGCACUCACUUCUGUUCUGAUUUUUCCCCUGCCUUCCCCCACCCCCUCCCCCAGCUGGCAAGCAAUCCUAUACAUGUUAAAUAGGUUACAGUAUAUCCUGGAUACAAUAUACGUGUGCAGAACCGCACAGUUUUCUUGUUGCACAGGGAGAAUUGGAUUCAGAAGGUAAAAAUAACCCGGGAAGAAAAACAAAAAUGCAAGCAGUUUAUAUUCAUUUCCCAGUGUUCUUUCUUUGGGUGUAGCUGUAAAGCAUUUUUUCUUAAGAGAUGUCUCACCUUUUCUUCUAGUUUUCAUUCUCUCUCUCUCUCUCUCUCUCUCUCCACACACACACACACAUAUAUUUUUUAUUAUUUCUUGGUCUUAUAUAACUUCACUGGCUUCCCCUUGCCUAGUUCUAAUUUUUAAAGAGUCAAAAUUCUGGAUCUCUUUUUGUAGUUGGUUGACUUUCUUUUUGAAAUCUUUUCAUUUUUCUUGGAUUGUCCUUAUUCAUUCAUUUAUUUAAGUUUUUCCUCAAUCUUUCUCAUUUGAUGUUUAAAGUCUUUUUGAGUUCUUCUAUUCUUUUAAUGUUGGUUUUGGGAGGCUUUUUUUUUUUUUUUUUUUACUUCAGUAUCCUCUGCAGAAGAUGAACUCCAGUCUUCCCUAGUCACAUAGUAAUUUUCUUUGGUUAGGUUCUUUCUUUUUUGCUUGCUCUUUAAAAAAAAAUUGUAGGAGAUUGUUGGUGUAAUCACCUUGAGUCCUGUGGUAAGAGUGAUCAUGCCUCUGGUCUCAGGUCCUCCUUCAGUUCUCCCCUCUGAUCUGCAACCCAAAACCAAGAGCAAGACUUGUGUUGGUUCUUCCUCAUCCUGGGCCUCAGCAGCACAGCUGAGUCUGGCAUUCCUUAUCAUUAAAAGUUCCCUCAAUCUUUCUAGACUCAGACACUGAUUCCUCACACUGCCUGGGAAGUUAAAAUUCUUUUGGUUGGCAGAGCAACCUAGCUAACCCCAGGCUCAAAGUUUGUUGUUUCAAGGGAAUUAGCCUGGAAGUGUUUAUACUUCAGAGGUGCAAGACCACAAUCCUACUAUCUUUGAUCUCUGAUUAUCCCAGGAGAACCAAUGUUCUGCUCCAAAUCUUAUUUGUUUUUACUGCUCCAUAUUUGUUGGAAGCACAAUUUUGUCUUGUUUGUGGGAGUGAUCUGGAGAGCUUGGAAUUUUCUGACCUACUCCACUGUCUUCCCAGAAUUCUCUCUCUAGAGCAUUUUUUCAUGUAAAAAGUUUUGAUUUCUUCUUCUGAAAAUUGCUUGUUCAGAUCCUUUGGUCUAAACAUUCAAUUUAUUAAUUGGGGAAUGAUUUAUAUAUUUAUAAAUUUAACUCCAGUUCUCUAUAUAUUUGAAAAAUGAGGUCUUUAUCAGAGCAACUUGCUGUAACUCCUCCCUUCUGCUUCCCUUCUAUUCAUGGUUGCAUUGGUUUUGUUUGCGCAAUCUUUUAAAUUAAAUAUAAUCUAAAUUAUCCAUCUUACAACUUGUGUUGCUUUCUAUCUCUGGCAAAAAUUUUAUUUUGGUCAUAAAAUCUUCCCUUAUAUCUAUAGCUCUGACAGAUAAAAUAGUCCAUGCUAUUUUAUAGCUGCAACAAGUCUUUGAGAAGGAUGCUAUCAUUUUCAUUUUACAGAUGAGAAAACCGAGGAAGACAAAAGGGACUGCUUCAAUUGGAAAUGAUUUAACCAAGGGUUUUGUUAUAGCCAAAAUACAUUUAUACAGUGUAUACUAUGUGCCAGGCACUGUGCUAAGCACUGUGGAUACAAAUACACAUAAGAGAAAGACAAUUCCUUUUCUCAAGGAGCUUACAAUCUAAUGGGGAAGACUGCCCACAACAGGAAGCUGAAAAAUUGCAGUGGCAGAGGAAGGGGAUGUGGGAAGGUAUUCUACAUGAUGGCACUUGUUGGAGAUAUCCAAAGAAACACAAAAAUAGCAGAGCUGGUGGGAGAUGAGAAUACUGGGUUGUCCUCUCCUUAAAUCCCCUGGAGAAGAGUCAAUCUUGUGGGAUAAUGAGAUUUCUCAGAUCCCACGACUGUUUUCUAAAGCGGGAUUUAUAACUCAGAUCUUCCUGACUCCAAGUCCAGUGCUCUAUCCACUGUGCCAGCUAGCUGCCUUCAUAAAGGACCGAUCUGUGCAUAUAAGUGUAGGAGUUUAGUCUGAAGGAUCAUGAAAUUUUCUUUUAACAAUAGUACAGUUGAUGAAAAAUGCGAUCCACUUUCAGAGAAAGCUGAUGAACGCUCAGUGCAGAUUUAACCCGUUCUUAUUUUUCUUGUGUGUGGUGGUUGUUUUUGCAACAUGGCUAACAUGGAAACUUGUCUUGCGUGAUUUUACAUGUGUAAUUGACAUCAUAUUGCUUGCUUGCCUUUUCAAGGGUGAGGGGAAAGAAAACUUGGAAAUCAAAAUGUUAAAAAGAAAGUUAAAAUGUUUUUACAUGAAAGGGAGAAAUAAAGAAAUAAAUAAAAAGUUUAUUUUCUUCUAAUUGUACUUAUUCUUUCAGAGACUGAUUUGUGUACUCCCAUUUAAUGAUGAUUUCUGGUUCCUCCGGUAUUGGGUUGGCUAGCCUCUGGUCCUCUGGAUCUCUGGAUCUUCCUCAUGAGGUCCACAGAGGAAUUGAUCUAGAACCAGUCAGGGACACACCAAAGUACUCAGAAGAUGAGUAAGGGUAGAGCAAGGACCCCAAACUAAAGCUCCCACCAAGUCCAACACGCCCCCCAAGCUAAAGACUGAUUGGUUCAUUCUGCCCGCCUCUUUAGCGCCAGUCUCUCCUUCUGAUUGGUCACAUUGCUCCAAUUUAUAGGCUGUAACCCUACCGUACCCUGAUUGGUCAGGUCCGUACCUGUGUUUGCAAAGGAUUGAACCCCUUUGGGGGAAGCUCAAAGGCUCCAUGAGCCCCACUCUCUGAUUCGUCGCUCUGGCUAGGCCGAUGGCCUGCGCGCCGAUGGGCUGCGACAAUACCUGUAGCGACUGACGAUUGGGUGCGAGAAGUCUUCCAAGCGUGAUAGGUCAGGACCAUCUCCCCUCUUUUUCCUGAUUGGCUAAUCGGCAAAGCCCGGUCUCCGGGUAAGAUGGCAGCGGACGGACAGUGCUCGCUCCCCGCUUCAUGGCGGCCGGUGACCCUCACCCACGUCGAAUAUCCCGCAGGUGAUCUUUCAGGCCACCUCCUUGCCUACUUGAGCCUCAGCCCCAUCUUCGUUAUUGUUGGUUUUGUGACACUCAUCAUAUUCAAGCGGGAGCUUCACACUAUUUCUUUCCUGGGGGGUCUGGCACUCAACGAGGGGGUCAACUGGCUAAUAAAGAACAUUAUCCGGGAGCCCCGGCCCUGUGGAGAUACCCACUCCAUGGUGAACACCAAAUAUGGGAUGCCUUCCAGCCAUUCCCAAUUUAUGUGGUUCUUCUCAGUGUACUCCUUCCUUUUUCUUUAUUUAAGAAUGCAUCAAACAAACAACGCCAGAUUCUUGGACUUGUUAUGGAGACACGUGCUCUCUCUGGGCCUCGUGACAGUAGCCUUUCUCGUCUCAUAUAGUAGAGUGUACUUGUUGUACCACACCUGGAGCCAGGUUCUCUAUGGAGGGGUUGCAGGAAGCGUCAUGGCUGUCGCAUGGUUUGCCUUCACCCAGGAGAUCCUCACUCCACUGUUCCCCAGGAUAGCUGCCUGGCCCAUAUCUGAGUUCUUCUUAAUCCGAGACACAAGCCUCAUCCCCAAUGUGCUGUGGUUUGAGUAUACAGUCACCAGAGCAGAGGCCAGAAACAGACAGCGAAAGCUGGGUACAAAGCUACAGUGAGAGUGCUUGGGCAUGGCUGGGCCAGCCCCACAGAUCUGACUGAUAGGAUGCCGCCACGGAGACCUCGACAGACCCAAGUCACCACGUGGAGCCUUUUUCUUUCUUUCUUUCUUCUUUUUUAAAAAAAUCAACAAGACGGACCAAAGGCCAGACUAGGGCCUUCAGCAGGAGUCCAGAGGCCUGGGCGUUGGCUUGGGAAGUUCGCUAGGCAUCCCCACUGCCCAUGGGACCAGGAUGCAACUGGACCUUGCCCAUAUCACCACUGCACACUGAGAGACAGAAUGUACCAUGACAUCCAAGGCCAGAGAAAGGGACUAAGGAUGGGAUGAUAGGGGAGAGAGAAGAACCUUUCAUCUGAGAACUUGAGACAGGGUAGGUAGAGAAAAGUCUAACAGCCAAGUAUUUGUGUGGAGUUUAGGUGGUAUGAAAUAUACAUGCUAUUUAUUUUUUUUCCUAAGGUUAAUUUGAUUUUUUUUGAGGUGGGAGCUGGGGCUAGGAUAAGGUCUUUAUGAAGAGGAAUCCAUGGAGUAGGGUUGGUUUGUCAGUGGUGCAGGGGGAGUCCAAACCAUUUGGAUGAUUUCACUUCUAUCUAUCUGCACUUUGUAAGGAAGAAACAAAACUUGAUGGACAUUUUAUUUUGAGUUCCAGAAAGCAACCUACCUCUCCUCUCAGGGUGGUUGUAAAACGUUGGGGCUUAAGGCAGAGCACUUGGGGAAAUCAGCUCUUUCUUUGAUUCCCAUCUCCUCUCUGUCGAUAACAGCCUAGUUUGGUGGAUGCUGUUUCUGAGUAUUGUUCCCUGUAACACAGCUAUUUUCAUAUCUGGGAGAGUGAUAGCUCAGAGAAACAGUGCUUCUUCAUUGGUCUGGUGAUGACAUUUCUUUUCAACAGUAAUCUCAUUCAAGGGCCUUCUCUGAUCCUUGUCCAUGCAAUGGGUUGUACCUUCUAUGAUGAAAGGACUUUUUAAAAAAAUGCUAUUUACAUUGUAGAUGGGGAAACCUGAGCUGUUUUACAGAUUUCCUUUUGUCUUGCCAUCAGGUAGCAAUUGCUGUUCGGUUCCUUUCAUCUCCUCCCACUUCCAGUAUCCCAACCACCUCAGAAUCCCCCCACCCCCAAAAAAAACCAAAGGGAAGGACCGGAGCCGGCCUGGGUGAAUGACUGCCUUCCCUGCUGGGCUCAAUGCUUGUCUUUCCUUGAGAUUGACUCCAAAGAAGCUAGGCCUCAGCUCUCUCACAGGCAGAUACCACAGACUGGAGAUGUGCUAGCUGGCAAUGCCUUUGGUCAGACAGGCCUCGGGAGGGACAAAAGAACUGGGAUGUCUUGGGGAAGUCAUCAUAAGGGUUAUUUUAUUUGUACUUGGGUCUGUUUUAAAGUUGUUUUUAAAAGAAAUCAUGGAGGGGAAGAUGUGUCUGAAGCCCAGGGAAUAUCUAGAAUUGAACUGGAUGAUUUGGGACAUAUCCAAAUCAUUGGAAAAGAAAAAACUGGUUUCCUGAGCUGCUGCUGCUGCUGCUGCUGCUGGAGCACGCCUCGGUGGUGCUUUUCUUUUCUUUCCUUUUGCAGAGACAGUAUCCACAAGCCAUUCCAGAUGUCAGGAAAAUGGGCUUAUUUCCAGGGAAUUUAGGUCAGCCCCCACAUUCCCUUCUCUUUCCCAUUUUACUUUUUGGCCAGAGAUAAGCCAGAUGUCCGGUGGUUUGGAUUAAGACAAUAAAUACAAUUGUUUACUAUUGUUUUAAAAUAAAAUAUGGAAAACAA